AAAUCUACUCUACAAUUUGCCCUUUGCUACCCUUUUUCAUUUCCCAAAUGAACCCGAGACCUCAGUAGCUUGUUUGGCGCCUAAACUAACCAACAGUAGUCUUCUUCAUAACUAUAUAGAAAUUACUCCAUAACAAGAACAAAGCUUGUUUGGGAACUAAGAAAGCAGAGGAAAACGCAAAGAAAAUUUACUACUCCGAUUCUCGGGAAAAUGGCUUGCUACUUCCUCUAUGCGCAUCUCAACCUCAUUGUCUUCUCGUCAAUUUUGAUUUCUCAGACCUUGGCGUUCACUCUUCUACCUGAAGUCUCAGCUCUCCAAGAUCUAUACAGGGCCUUAAACUACCCGCCCGCGCUCCAAGGAUGGAAUGGCAGCGAUCCGUGUGGGGAGUCUUGGAAAGGAGUGGCUUGUUCAGAGUCAUCAGUAAUACAUAUAAAAAUUCAAGGACUAAACCUCACUGGGUUUCUUGGAAGCAUGCUAAAUAAUCUACAUAACUUGAAGGAACUUGAUGUUAGUUCUAAUAACAUUUUGGGUGAAAUUCCGUUCGGUUUACCUCCCAAUGUCACACAUAUGAAUUUAAGCCACAAUUGCUUAAUUGGACCCAUUGGCAAUGUGUUUACUGACUUACACAAUCUCGAAGAAUUGGACCUUUCAUACAAUAAUUUCUUGGGAGAUCUACCAUGUUCAUUUGGAUCCCUAACAAGCCUUGCUAGAUUGUUCCUGCAGAAUAACAAAUUCACUGGAUCAGUCGCCUACCUGGCUGAACUUCCACUUACUGAUUUGAACAUUCAAGAUAAUUUGUUUAGUGGCAUUCUUCCACAUCAUUUCCAGUCCAUACAAAAUUUAUGGAUUGGAGGGAAUAAAUUCCAUGCAACGGACAACUCUCCUCCCUGGACUUUUCCUUGGGAUACUUUACAAGUUGACCAUAAUAUUAGUCACCCACCCACAGCCACAACUCAGGCAAAUGCCAUAAAGAACUAUGCUCCUCCCAAAGUAAGUGAGUACAAGAAGAAACAUAUAGGUCCUGGAGGAAUAGCUCUAAUGGUUGGUGGGGGAACACUUCUGGCUACAUGUCUGACAUUCUUUGUUGCAAUCCGUUUGAACAAACUCCGUGCACAAAGCUUUGACUUGAAGAACUUUGAAAGCAACCAUAUCUCUUUGCAUUCUCAUCCAACCAGUGCAACCAUAGAGAUCUCUUCUGCUGCACUGGAUGAGAGCCCACAAAUCCCACCAUCUUAUACUGCAUCCCUUUUGGGUCCAAUGCGAUUGCCUUCCCUGCACCACAAAAAUGUAGAGGAAUCAGCAAGAAGGAGUUUUUCCAGAAGACGCAGAUUCACCGGAAAGACGAAUAUUUACACAGAAGCAGAGCUUCAGUUAGCCACCAACAACUUCAAUGAAGGCAACCUUCUGGGAGAGGGAUCUCUUGGUCCUGUUUACAUAGCUAAAUUUACGGAUGGCAAAGUUUUGGCUGUGAAGAAUAUAGCAAUGGCUGGACAGUCUUUCAGAGAAGAGGAAAAGUUCCUGGAUGUCAUUUGCACGGCUUCCCGACUGAAGCACCCCAACAUUGUAGCACUCAAUGGUUAUUGUUUGGAGCGCAGAAAGCAUCUUCUUGUUUACGACUACAUUGGAAAUUUAACUCUAGGCGAUGCUCUUCACAGUGGGGCAUGCAAGCCUCUAUCGUGGAUCCACCGCCUUCGGAUUGCUGUAGGUGUUGCCCAGGCCCUGGACUAUUUGCACUCAGCAUGUUGCCCCCCUGUGGCCCAUGGUAACUUGAAGGCUGCAAAUGUUCUACUGGAUGAAAAUUUCAUGCCUCGUGUUUGUGACUGUAGCUUGGCUAUUUUGAGACCAUUGAGGAGUGAUCUAGUUCAGAUUCCAGCUCCUGAGAUUAUUGGUAGAGAGAGAGGCUACUGCAGCAGAAGGAAAGACGUGUUUGCCUUUGGGGUAUUGCUUCUGGAACUGUUAACAGGAAGGAAACCUUUGGAUGGCUAUCUUUUUCAUCAAUCUUGCAUUCCAUUUAUUUCAACACGGUGCCAGGGUAGUUGGACCGAAUUAUGGCCUCUAUUUCAAUUUCAACACAGUGCCAGGCCAAGUGAGGAGCAAUAUCUGGUGAAAUUGGCUUCACCCAAGCUUCAUGAUAUCGUGGAUCCCAGCAUGAAAAGGACAUUUUCAUCCAAUGAACUUUCAUGUUAUGCUGAUAUCAUCUCCCUCUGUAUACAGCCUUUAAAGCAAUUCCGUCCUCCAAUGUCGGAAGUUGUGGACUCUCUUGUAUCUUUUUCCCAAAAGUUCAGCUUUGCAGAGAGCGAUAUGGAAGAUGGUGCUGAUUUUGAUCUAUUUGAGAGGUCUUUCCGUUCAACCAACACAUGCUUUAUAGGUUCACCUGUAUUGAGCCAUGUAUCAGCCUGAUAUACAACAUCAACGUUUGACGUAGAAGCCGCCUGGGUGAUAUUAACCAGCUAGAAGACAUUAAGGUGUUCUCUCAUUGCAUAUGAGAAUCAUCAAUGUUGCAGAUAAUUCAGUUAGACAAGGAUGUAGUUAGUUGGACUUGGCUAACAUACCUUAUCUGGAAGAAGGUGGUUAGUUAAUAGCUAUAGCUGUGUAUAAGUAGUCAGUUGACAGUUACAAGUGUGUAUUGAUGAAUAACUGAUGCAGUGUAUUGUGAUAUAAAUAAAUAUCUCAAUACAAUUUUUUUCAACUUAGUAAUC
Messenger RNA from Lotus japonicus, 2699 nucleotides. Its product is annotated as protein STRUBBELIG-RECEPTOR FAMILY 2-like. The record is from RefSeq and is a predicted model, not a curated record. Lineage: Eukaryota; Viridiplantae; Streptophyta; Magnoliopsida; Fabales; Fabaceae. Gene Ontology annotation, molecular function: protein kinase activity; protein binding; ATP binding. The transcript is spliced from 14 exons. Gene Ontology annotation, biological process: protein phosphorylation. The coding region runs from base 211 to 2400 and encodes 729 amino acids.